Messenger RNA from Ostertagia ostertagi, 660 nucleotides. Lineage: Eukaryota; Metazoa; Nematoda; Chromadorea; Rhabditida; Trichostrongylidae. The record is from the annotation of a GenBank genome assembly.
AUGAACAAACUGAUCAUGGACACGUGGGGUGAGAAAGUCGUUCAUUAUAUUGUACAUCCACGAGAUGGCCGAGGAAUGCCGCGAGAAGAGAUCGAACUUUUACGUGAGGGCGACUCCAACCCUUUCAGUAAGAAGGAGAAAAAAGAUCGUUACGCUGAAAUAUACAAGAACAUCUGCGAGUCUUUAUAUGCGUAUCUCGCCUCAAAUAUGGAGUCGUUGAUUUUCGAGCACAACAGGUCUAAAUUCAUCGCCGCUUGUUUGGAAACCACAACUAUGAUCUGUUCGAUCGCCAAGUUCCGCCUGAGAUGCGUCAAAAAUGUAAACGAGGCGCUCGCUCAGAUAGCCAAACAGGAAUUUAUACCCAUGGACAAUGAACGCCUCCACCUGAUUGAGCAUCCUGCUGGGCACUUUGUCUUGAUGGCUGUGUGUGAUAAUGCCUUAGCCGAGGAUCAGAGAUUAUCCGUUGAGAUUGUCAAUUCGUUAUCCAAAGAGGACUUAGGUUCAUGGAUUUGCUGUAAUAAGGGCUGCCACGUUUUGCUGAAGAUGCUCCAUUGUGGAUCGAGUACCGUGAAGCAAAAAGUGAAGGAAGCGGUAAACAUGAAGCAGCUGAAGGAAUACACUUUCCGAGGAGCCACAUUACUUGCUGAUGACUGGCGAUAG